Messenger RNA from Momordica charantia (bitter melon), 2200 nucleotides. Its product is annotated as GTP cyclohydrolase I. Gene Ontology annotation, cellular component: cytoplasm. NCBI's taxonomy places the organism in Eukaryota, Viridiplantae, Streptophyta, Magnoliopsida, Cucurbitales, Cucurbitaceae. Gene Ontology annotation, biological process: tetrahydrofolate biosynthetic process; tetrahydrobiopterin biosynthetic process. The record is from RefSeq and is a predicted model, not a curated record. Gene Ontology annotation, molecular function: zinc ion binding; GTP cyclohydrolase I activity; GTP binding.
CGCAACUUUCCCAUCAUUCCCAUAAGGCCGUAAGCUUCUAUCUUUCCCUCUAUGGCAUGGCGCCAUAAACGCACCAUUCCCACAGCAAUUUCUCCAAAAGAGAUAACGUCUCUAUGAACUGUGGUGGACGGAGACGCAGAGCUUCUGCAAACAACAAUCGGGAUCUCAUUCUUCUACCUCGCUUCACUUUCUUACAAUUUUCUGCUUCUUUCCCCUUACCCGCAUGCAUUGUCUUUCGGAUGCGCAUUUGAUUUGUUCGUUGUGGGGGACUCCAGUUUCCUUCUACCCCUGAUCUGAUCUCUUCAUUUCUUUCUUCCCAUUUGGAUUUGGAUUCGGAUUUGGAUUCGGCCCUCAAUGGACGCUUCGGGGGAAGAGCUUUCGGAUUUGGAGCUUGAGAAUGAAGCGGAACAUUGCGGGGUAGAACAAGAACAAGAGCAAGAGCAAGAACCUGAAACUGUUGCUAUAAUGGACGCUGUCAAAGUUUUGUUGCAGGGUUUAGGGGAAGAUAUCAACAGAGAGGGCAUCAGAAAGACCCCUCUCCGCGUCGCCAAGGCCCUUAGAGAAGGAACAAGAGGCUACGGACAAACAGCGAAGGACAUUAUUCAAAGUGCUUUAUUUCCUGAAGCUGGAUUGCACAAUGGGGUUGAUCAGGCAGGAGGUGCAGGUGGGAUUGUGGUUGUUCGAGAUCUCGACUUCUUCUCAUAUUGUGAAUCAUGUUUGCUUCCAUUUCAAGUGAAAUGUCAUGUGGGCUAUGUUCCAUCUGGUCAGCGAGUUGUUGGGCUGAGCAAGCUCUCUCGAGUAGCAGACGUGUUUGCAAAGCGACUCCAAAAACCUCAGCGUCUGGCUGAUCAAAUUUGUUCAGCUCUGCACCAUGGUAUCAAACCAGGAGGUGUUGCUGUCACUCUUCAUUGUUCGCACGUUCAUUUCCCCAGCAUGGAGUCCGUCUUUCUCGACUCGAAAUACCCUGGAUGGGUCAAAGUGCAGGUUCAAUCCGGUUCCGGAGCUUUUGAAAACCAAGAUGCUGAUGUAUGGAUGGACUUCUUCAGUCUUUUGAAAUUUAGAGGCACAGAUCUGAGCAAAGCUGCUGGUGCGCCAAAUUUAGAUGCUCAAGUUUGGUGCCCAUCUCAUUUUUCCUCUUCUAAAUUCUCAACCAGAAUCGAAUCGGUGAAUCCAAGAAUGAUCGCUGCAGUGACAUCAAUUUUGAGGUCAUUAGGUGAAGACCCAUCAAGGAAAGAGCUUCUUGGAACACCUGGUCACUUUGUGAACUGGCUAAUGAGCUUCCACAACUGUAAUGUGGAUAUGAAGGUGGAUAUGAAGAAACUCAAUGGCUUUGCUAAUGGUAGAAUUCAUUGUGAACCCAACGACAAUGGUAACAACCUCUCUGAGAAACAGAUUCAAUCGGAGCUGAAUUUCUUGUUCUGGUCUCAAUGCGAGCAUCAUCUACUGCCCUUUUACGGUGUCGUGCAUAUAGGAUUUAUCAGAGUUGAUGGACUCACUCCCCUUGAGAAAUCACUUCUAAACCCAGUAAUACAUUUUUAUGGUCUUAAGCUUCAAGUUCAGGAGAGAAUGACCAGGCAGAUAGCAGAGACGGUGUCGUCGUUCUUAGGUGCAGACAUCAUAGUCGUUGUGGAGGCUAGUCAUACCUGUAUGAUGUCAAGAGGAAUCGAGAAGUUUGGUUGCACGACAGCCACAAUUGCUGCCCUUGGUCGGUUUUCAUCUGAUGCAGGUGCAAGAGCCAUGUUCUUGCAGACCAUUCCAAAAACUACCAUUGGAGAACUGUAAGAUUAAGUUUAUGAUUCUUAUCGUUUUUUGAUGUUCGGGAGGUCUUUACUCGAUGAUGUUGCGUCAAUAUCUUCUGUUUCCUCCCGAAAACUUUUCGUAAUGAACUCUUGGGUUGUGCCGAAGCCUUAGAACGAGAUUUAGAAGCUUUUGUCAACUUGGAAGUAGCAUCACACAUUUGAUUUGAAGAUGUGUUUUGUGGAUCAUAAUCCCAUUAAUACCAUAUUUAGUUGUUUUACGCCAAAGGAAUCCAAAAGGGAUACCGUUUAGUUUAUUUUGUUGAUUAUAUAGUACAGAGGAGCCCAGGAGUUGUAGCUUUCCACGGUUUCAAUGGCCAAUUUUGAUGCUAUUUCUUUACUAGGAUAUGUAUAUCAAUGAAACCUAUAUUUGUAUUGCAAUCCAAGAUUUAUUUUUACCACUA